CGUGUGUUGCUGGCAGGCGAGGGGGAUGUGCACAGCCAUGUUCCUUGCUGCAGCCUUAUUACCUGAGCUUUAUUGUGGCGCUUAUCACCCUGUGCAUGUAUUAUUCUCCACACAAAAGGUGAUUAAACCCGCGGUGCACGUGCAGUGGAUGCAGGUCUUCAUGACUCACUCACUUUAUACCCACGUGGGCUGUAUCUCCGGAAGAUCCACCAGAGAGAUAAGUUAGCGUUAAAGACAUAACUCUGGUCAAAGGUGCUCCGUCCGUAUUCUCUAAGCAGGUAACCUCCGUACGGGCUGGGCCCCGCUGAGGGGAAUGCCAGGAGGGAUUAGGUCAGCUCAGAUCACCUGAUGGGAAGCUGAGAGGCAGGGGGGGGGCGACCUCACUAAAAGUAUGCAUGCAUGUGAUUGUGUGCAUAUGCACGCCAUGAAGGCAGCUUUGUCCUCCUGGAUUCAUUAACUCGUAGGGGCCUUGUUGGGGGGCAGUACUCCGGAAAGGAAAGGAAGAGGGUCUGUGUACAGCUGCACAGGGAAGCCAUAGCAUAGCAGGUCUCCACAGCUGUAAUUACUACUUUGAGCAACAGUUGUUUGGGGAGAAUAGAAAUAACACAUCCUUAUUACCGUGACUUCACAUCAUUCAUAUUAAUAAUUAUGAAAAAAAGGCAGAGUUGUACAUGUUUUUCCUUUAAUUAAUCUCUGGAAGCACAAUCAUAAAAAGAUAACCAGAGCCUAUGCCUACACCUUAUUAAAGCAAUUCGUCAUGAUGACAAAUCUCGAUUUUGUGGAACGUGAACAUUGUGAAUGUUCAGCAGGUCGAAUGAAUGGGGAUUCAUUUGACAUGCUCAUGCUCAUCUUCAGAGAUCAACCUCCUUAGAACCGAGAGCCACGGGCCUCGGCCCAUGUGAGGUUGGCCCAAAAUCUUCAAUGAAUGUGAGACUGAUGCAUUCUGAAAGCUGAAAAAAGGUGCUUUUUCACAGAGGCAAUAAUUACCCAUGUUGGACUAUGAGGGAUGGGGCAUGCACAGAGCAGGGCGUUUCUGCCAGAUCAUGGGCGUCCUCCAAAAUGACACGCAUCAGCACUACCGUAUCAGAAGGGUGAUAAAUAGGGCUUGUAUAAAAGAAUAAUGUGAAUUAGCUGAAUAACAUAUGCUAUCAAUUGUCUCUUCCGAGUGCACCUUCGUGGCAGCAGGUGAACCAGAAAGGACCAACGCGGCCCUCCCACCUCAAGCUCAGUUUUCAACUGGACCAUUAGCACGCAGGCUCCUGACACCUGGACCCCAGAGGAAGCAUGUCGUGCAGUGGGAUCAAGUCCUUCAUAGUCAGCCUGUCCCGGCGGAAGCCCCUGGAGCCCGAGGGAGAGGAGUCCACGUUUGUCCGAUGCCUGACCACGCUGGACCUGGUGGCCCUGGGGGUGGGCAGCACCCUGGGAGCCGGCGUCUACGUCCUCUCCGGUGAGGUGGCCAGAGCCACGGCCGGACCCAGCAUCAUCAUCUCCUUCUUCAUCGCCGCCGUGGCGUCCGUCUUCGCCGGGCUGUGCUACGCUGAGUUCGGAUCCAGGGUUCCCAAAACAGGCUCAGCCUACCUGUACAGCUACGUCACCGUCGGGGAGCUCCUGGCCUUCAUCACCGGAUGGAAUUUGCUGCUCUCCUACGUCAUAGGGACCUCAAGCGUUGCUCGGGCAUGGAGUGGCACCUUUGAUGAACUCGUAGGAGGCGUCAUGGCAGACUUUUUUGGAAAACACACCUCCAUGAACGCACCUGGCCUGGCCCCUUACCCAGACUUCUUUGCUGCUGGUCUUAUUUUGCUAUUGGCAGGCCUUCUGGCGUUUGGGGUGAAGGAGUCAACAACGAUUAACAAGGUCUUCACAGCCGUCAACAUUGUGGUGCUGCUGUUCGUGGUGGUCGCCGGCUGCAUUAAGGGAGAUAUCGCCAACUGGCACAUCACCCUCGAUACCCUGCUGAACAGAUCGGACAUAUCCUCAAACCUUACCCCCACAGCCAACCUUACAACAAGUGAUUUCGGAACUGGGGGUUUCUUCCCUUAUGGUUUUGAAGGAACACUGGCCGGAGCUGCUACUUGUUUCUACGCUUUCGUUGGAUUUGAUUGUAUCGCAACCACAAGUGAGGAGGUGAAAAACCCUCAGAAGUCCAUCCCCAUCGGCAUCGUGGCUUCACUGCUGAUCUGCUUCCUGGCUUACUUUGCCGUGUCGGCUUCGCUCACGCUCAUGAUGCCCUACUACCUGCUCGAUCUCCAAAGCCCGCUACCGGUGGCUUUUGAGUACAUUGACUGGGCUCCUGCCAAAUACGUAGUGGCGGUUGGUUCACUCUGUGCCCUGUCUACAAGUCUGCUGGGAUCCAUGUUCCCCAUGCCCCGGGUGCUCUUCGCAAUGGCCCGAGAUGGCCUGCUCUUCAAAUCCCUGAGCAAGGUCAGCAGCAGGGGGAGUCCCGUUGUGGCUACACUGUCUUCUGGAGUCGUGGCAGCCUUCAUGGCGCUGCUGUUUGACCUGAAGGCCCUGGUGGAUAUGAUGUCCAUUGGAACCCUUUUUGCGUACACCCUCGUGGCUAUAUGCAUUCUAAUACUCAGAUACCAGGAAGACGAGUCGGAUGCCUCAGAAGAAAUAAUGGUCGAAACAUCGACCAAAUGUGGAUGCAUAAAGACUCCCUCCUAUCCCAACUCCAAAACCUCAAACAGAGUUACCAUGUUAACAGUGUUUUCCAUUGUGUGUGUGAUUGGGCUCUGUGUGAUCCUUGCCCAAGCCAUGUACGCUCUGCAGGAGCAACAUGCGUGGAGUCUGGUGUGUGUCUCCAUACUGGUCGCUGCGCUGGUGGUCACAGUGGUGGUCAUCUGGAUACAACCACAGAACCCUAAGAGGGCCUCUUUCAUGGUGCCGUUUAUUCCGGUCCUGCCUGUUUUGAGUCUGUUCAUCAACGUCUACCUGAUGGUGCAGCUUGGACCAGACACCUGGCUCCGAUAUGGUGUCUGGAUGUUAGUGGGGUUCAUCAUCUAUUUUGGCUAUGGAGUCCGACACAGUGUUCAGAAGAGGCGUGAACAGUCCAACACAGAAAAAACAUUCCCAUCCGUAAGCAGAGAAAUAGACAGAGAAGACAGAGAAGGCAGAGAAGAUAUGCCCCCGGAAACUAAGUUCUGAGCCAGGCUGUAGGGUAUGAUAUUUGUUACCGCAUGUGUCUACUGUUGAGACUGUUGUCAGUCAGUAGGAUUAUACUGUAUUGUAUGCCCACAGACUUAGGGUCCCAUGCGUUUGAAUGUGUGACUGUAUUACAUGGUAAUAUAGUUUGUGCCUGUACAUACUGUACAUAUUUUAACGUGGCCUUCCUGUGGUAUAAGCAAUAGAAAGCCAUCUGACUGGAACAUUUGAACUGUGUAAAAUAAGAUUUAAAGUGAGGAAAUUUCAUGUGAAGUUGUGUACAGAGAAUGGGAUUUUUUUUAACGAGAAAACAUAAAACUGUACAAUAUAAAAUAUUGCUUGAGUGUUUAUAAAGGCCAAUUUAAAUAAUAACAAUAAAUGUUUACAUUCUACUUUUCAAGAUGUAAUUUAGAGCACAACUUCAGAAGAUGUGUAUUUGUUUAUUUAUGUUUGCAAAGAUAGAAAUACCCCUACUUUAAAUAUGGAGUAGCUUUUGAGGAAUCAAAACAUUAUUUUAAUUAUUCCAUAUUAAUGCAUGCAUAUAUUUCUGUAAAUAUGUACAAAAAAAAAAAAUGUACAUAAUUCCUUAAUCAUGCAUUGUACAUCUUAUACAAAAUAAAAAAGAAGAAAAUUCGGAAGGA
Messenger RNA from Gadus morhua (Atlantic cod), 3782 nucleotides. RefSeq names its product cationic amino acid transporter 2. Gene Ontology annotation, biological process: L-arginine import across plasma membrane; L-ornithine transmembrane transport. The transcript has 12 exons. NCBI's taxonomy places the organism in Eukaryota, Metazoa, Chordata, Actinopteri, Gadiformes, Gadidae. Gene Ontology annotation, molecular function: L-arginine transmembrane transporter activity; L-lysine transmembrane transporter activity; L-ornithine transmembrane transporter activity. Gene Ontology annotation, cellular component: plasma membrane. Bases 1285 to 3144 code for a protein of 619 amino acids. The record is from RefSeq and is a predicted model, not a curated record.